Messenger RNA from Amblyraja radiata (thorny skate), 3446 nucleotides. RefSeq lists its product as uncharacterized. The record is from RefSeq and is a predicted model, not a curated record. Bases 276 to 3269 code for a protein of 997 amino acids. Lineage: Eukaryota; Metazoa; Chordata; Chondrichthyes; Rajiformes; Rajidae. The transcript is spliced from 11 exons.
CGGCGCUCACUUGCUCGCUGUGUGUCAGAGGCAGCUUUGUCCUGUUUCACAGCCGAGGGAUAAGGAGCUUAACCGAGUGCCGACACCACCCCAGCUGGGAAGUAGUUAUUUACUCCGGAGCGGGGUCCUGGACAGAUCGAUCGCUCAUCUAUUACUCGCUACGGUUUUUUUGCAGAUGGAAAUCACACGAGGAGGUUUUUGUUCAAAAACACGCGCCUGGUGUAGCAUUUGGACCCAAACCGAAGUAAACCAUUAGAAUCUGUGAGAACACCUUCAUGGCGACUGGUUUGACAGACCCCAAGAUGCAGGAAACUGAAGGGCCCACUGAAGAUAGCUCAGGAAAGAAGAGGCUAAAGUUCAAAUCACUCAAGAAGCUGUUUGUCAAAAAGAAAAAAAAGGAGUUGAUAACUCCGUCAACAAAGAGCAACAUGAAACAAAGCCAGUCAACGAGUGACGUCACCGGCCCAGAAGCCCGCACUCCAGAUCUUGGCUCCGACGAUGAGCAAAGUGAUCUUAAAAGUGUCAUGGGAAUUCGGGCUCUGUCACACGACAGCAUCUUCAUCCCAGACACAUCUGUGCAGCAACCUGCUCAGCCCGUUCGAGUGUUUUCACAAGAGAGUGUAUCUGCGCCUAUCAGAGCUUUACAGUUAAAAGUACAGCAAAAUAUUAAACUGGGACCACCUCCGACGUCAAUACAGGCAAAGAAGAUGGAAGAUACCGGUGCAAGUUCUGAAGAUGAUGGAUUGCCCAGAAGUCCACCAGAAAGCUCCCCUAUCCACGAAGCUUUAGCACGUAGCCAGCUAGCCAAGUACUCUGACCAUUACAAGAAUCAUAGCUCUUUGACUUUAGGUGGGACAGGCAGCGAAGAAGAAGAGCAGGUUUCUCCGGGACCUUCCUCCCGAUCCAACAGUCCCCUCUUUGCGGUCAUUCAGACACGGUCACGGGUGAGGUCGCAAAGUCCCACGUCACCGCUGGUUCACAUCUCGUCUUCUGAAAGCCCCGCUUCACCUGUGGUGGACUUCAGCACCCCGCCUGUGCUGUCCAUCUGCUUGGAUAACUCAGCAGCGAGACACAGACUGGCGGUGAAACCACGGAACCAGCGGUCCCAUACCAAGCGAAGAUCCUCUUCUAGGUUACUUUCUGACGGGCCGAGUGAAUCGAUGUAUAAUGUGCCUGAGCUAACGGAAGAAAACGAACAAGAACUCACCAAGGCCAAUGCAGGGGCUGCCAUUCCUGAAAUGGACCCGGAGCAAAGAGCAGAGUGUCCAACAACAGUUCUCCCUCAGGGACAAUCUCUGGCGCUGAUUGAGCCUUCCCUGGUAAUGCCAGAACCUUUCAACAGUACCGAACAAAGAUCUGAUGAGUUUCCCCUUGAGAACAUCACAGGCCACCAAGGUGCUGACAUUGAUCAUUCAAAUACAUGCUCUGAACCAUCAAUUCCAUCAGAAAUGGUCGGAGAUGCCAUGACACCGAUGGAGGUUGACACCUUGGAUGUGAGUGCUACCCAUGUCUCCACGUUGCCAGGCAUCCUGCAGACAGCAUCUACCGCUGUGACCUCCGAUUAUUCCACUUCACUUGAUGUUAUUCAUCCAUUAAAUCAGGGGAAAGAUGUAAAUCUUUGGGAAGCUGCUGCGAAUCCUACAGCAUUCGACACGCAUGCAGCGCACGUCAAUACAUUCUCUGCUGAAGAGGCUGAACGGGCAACGCAGACGCUGAUUCAGACAGACAUAUUAUUGAUGGACCACGACGAGCCAUCUCCAAGUGCCCCUGAGGGACCAGAAAGCCGUGAAGGGGAAUCGUUGCAAGAAGACCUAGGCAACUACAGCCAACAAGCAAAGAUGGAACCAACGGCAGAGGAACCUUUUGCUUGUUCAACCAAGCAUGUGGUGAAAGAUAAAGAAGACACAAUGGAUAAAGUGCCUGAAAACUUCAGCAGUAUUGCAUUGCCUCUGACGUCCGAGGUGUAUUCCCAGCCUGCAGAAAAUUAUUCCAAAACAUCGAAGGAACUUUCCGUUUCGGAAAAUACUGAUGGCGGCAGCUUGGAAGAUAAAGAUGCUGCAGUGCGUAAGGAAGCCGACGUUAAAAUGUUUGAAGAGCAAACAAGAAGCCAUCAGGGUUCUUUUAAGAAAAAUAGCCAGGGGUCCUUUAAAUUCUCCAUUUCCUCAGCUUGGAACAGGUCCCGGCGCAGUGGAGCGAAAUGGAACGGUGAUCCUGCAGCAGAGCCCGAUGUUGCACACAAAACCUCCCCUCAGAAAGCCACCUCCUCACCCGGAAUAGAGAACCAGGCAAAGGAUGAAGGCAUACCACCCCCUCCUGAACCUCCUGCAGCUAAGAUUGAUGCACAUGGGCAGGAGAAGAUGGAGGAAGCGCAGGAGAAAGAUGAAGAGGGAAGAGGGGCGUUUGGUGUUCGACUCCGCAGUACAUCCCAUUGCCUCAAAUACAAGGACGUUUCUCACACGGAGCACAAAGAGCCAGCCAAAAGCCACAGUGCCGAGGUCCCCUUGGACUCGGGUGGGUGUCCGUCGCAACCCAAUACCGACAAGGCAGAGGUCAAAAAGCCGCCCGAAGUAUCCACGCCCAUCGAUGACGGGAAAUUGAAUACGAAAUCUUCUGAAAAUCUUGCCGUAAGGCCACCCUUACCGAAGAAACCUGCUCUGCAAAGUUUGAACGCUCCCGUGACAGCCAUGGACAAACCCAAGGCAAUCAAAUCGGUGCAGGAAAGACUUAAAGAUACAGAGAAGAAAUCAAGUGGCAGUAAAACCUCCGCAGACAAAGGGCAACCCUUUACCAAAAAUGCACAAGACAAUGGCUCUGUUACGGAGGACUCUGCAAUACCAGCUUGGGUGACUAUGGCAAGGCAAAAGCAAAAGGGUUACCAAGAGCAAUACAUCGGCAAAGAAGCUAAGGUGCCAACCAAGGAAGUCAAAGCUGUAACCGAGAAGCAAGAGAUUGAGAAGGAGGCCCCAAAUACACCAAUUGACUCGAAAAGCACUCCCUCCAAGUCGUCGACCUUGGGCAAACCUACCCAGGAAAGUAGACUGGAACUGAAGCCAUGUUUGGCAGAACCCCAGAAGAAAGCUUCUCCCAAAACAAGUCCUGUGACAGUAAAUAAGCAUUCGUCAUCAACGACACAGAACACCGCCGACAAAGAUGGAAAAGACCAACACAGCAAAGAUAAAAUCUCCCCUUCAUCCAACCAGCCAUCGUGGAUGGAACUUGCGAAGAAAAAGGCAAAAGCUUGGAGCGAUAUGCCACAGAUAAUCAAGUAGCCUCUCCCGGGGAAGGUCCACAUUAUACCUGAAAAUCUACUAGCUGCUAGCUACUGAAUGUGUAUUAGUUUGUCUGCAAUGUUGAUUGAUGAAAAGGUAGAAUCCUGUUUUGACAAUCUGUAGGUGGUACUUAACUUUCUUUGGCUUCUCUUUUAAAAAAAAAAACCCCAAGAUUUC